This is a messenger RNA of Xenopus tropicalis (tropical clawed frog), 691 nucleotides long. RefSeq lists its product as uncharacterized. Bases 1 to 615 code for a protein of 204 amino acids. The transcript is spliced from 4 exons. The record is from RefSeq and is a predicted model, not a curated record. NCBI's taxonomy places the organism in Eukaryota, Metazoa, Chordata, Amphibia, Anura, Pipidae.
AUGAGAUUUUUCCACCUCUUCCCUCCCUCAUCUCAUGCAGAGCUGGGAUUCCAAACAUUCCUGGCCAAGUGUGGAGAAAAGCGAGCCUCGCACUUCAACUGCUCCCACACACCUGCAAGUACAAGGAGCAGGACUAGACAGAGAAGAAUGCUGUUAGAUGCUCAGAAUACUCGCAGAUAUUCUUUAAUGACACCACAGAAUGAUCUGCCUCAGGGGGAAGAAUGCCUCAGCCAUAUACAAAAUUUGGAAGAGACACUGAGGAACCAGAUAGAUAAAAUGGAGCACCUCAAACUAAGUGUAAUGGAGGUCCUCAACAGCAGCACCACCAGUACUGGCUUCAAUUACAUCCAGCAAACCAGCUCAGAGAUAAAGAUGUCCUUAGCUGCACAUACAGCCUUUCUCAAUGACCUUAAUGAGCGCAUGGAGUCACUAAAGAUUAGCUCAACAUUAUGGGUGAACACAAAGCCCAAGGUCUGGAGGAGGAGGACACAAAGUUUCGGACGCUUGAGCGUCCGCUCUCGCUUCUUUGAUGACACUCAAUCUGAGCAGGGCUGGAGCCCGGCAUGGCCACGAAGGAACAGCGAUGCUGCUUCUGAAAUGUCCUGCGCCUGGUGAAACCAUCAUCUAAAGGAGAAAAGAGUUGUGUAAUAUUGCAUGAAAUACCACAAUAAAAAGGGUAUUUUAUUUUUAA